CUCUCUGGAAAUCCCCUCUAACUUUGGUACAGUCUAGAGUUCAGCUGACGCAGAUAAGUAACGGAGGAAACAACACUGGACGGAACACCAAGCAGCUGAACCAGUUCUAUUAAGACAAGAUGAAAAAGUUAUUUUUGAUGCUUUUUCUCUGUCACUUUACAUCAGCAGUGAAACACACCCUGAGGUAUGCCGUUACUACAUUUUCUAGAGAGCAAGACUUCAUGUUUGUCGGUAUUGCAGUGGUUGAUGGCAUUGUGGCGGUUAACUGUGACAGCAUCAAACAGAAAGUGGAACCAAAACAGGACUGGAUGAGAAAACUCAUUGAAGAUGAUCCUCAGCACUUGGAGUGGCACACCCAUGAGUGUUAUUACCCCAACUUCUUCAAAACCACGAUACAUGAUUUGAAACAGCGCUUCAACCAAAGUGGAGGUGUCCACAUUCUCCAGACGAAUAUUGGUUGUGAAUGGGAUGACAAGACUGGAGAGGUUACUGGUUUUAAUCAGUUUGGUUAUGAUGGAGAAGACUUAAUAUCAUUCGACCUGAAGACACUGACAUGGGUCGCUCCAAAAUCACAGGCUUACCACAUCAAAAUGAGAUGGGACGCUGACAAAACUAUGAUUCAAAGCACUGAAGACUAUCUCAUGAAGACGUUCCCUGAGUGGCUGAAGAAGUAUGUGGCCUACAUGAACAGCUCUCUGCUGAGAACAGAGCCCUCAGUGUUUCUCCUCCAGAAGACGCCCUCCUCUCCAGUCAGCUGCCACGCUACAGGUUUCUUCCCUGACAGAGCCAUGAUGUUCUGGAGGAAAGAUGGAGAGGAGAUUCAUGAAGAUGUGGAACCUGGAGAGAUUCUCCCCAACCAUGAUGGUACCUUCCAGAUGAGUGUUGACCUGGACCUUUCAUCAGUCACACGUGAAGACUGGUGGAGGUACGACUGUGUGUUUCAUCUCUCUGGUGUUAAGGACAACAUUGUUACCAGACUGGAUGAAGCAGUGAUCAGGACCAACAGGGAGAGGCCCAGUAACAUGACCGUCCUCAUCGUUGCUGCAAUGGUUGCUCUUGCUCUCUUCCUUGUCGCUGCCUUUGGAUUCAUGGCUUACAAAAAGAAGAAAGCCAAAGGCCCUCCAUCUCCUCCUGACAACGGCCCUGAGGUCUCUGAGAAACUGAAUCCAGCCAACUGAUUGACAAACACACUCACUGAGUUUCCUCAUAUGGGAUGAAGAAAGUAAACUCUUUGACAUGUGCCAUGUUAAAUAACAUUACAUAACAUAAGUGAAGUAUUAGUCAUGAUUUAUGUGCUUGAUAUGUAAGUGUUAGUUUUUUUGGCAGAUGCAUUAAGCACCCAGGUGUCCAUAGCCAACAACCUUUAUGCACCCAGGGUUGAAAGGCUAUUGUGGCUGUUUACAUUACAGUGUUCUGGGCAUUCGAGCAACAUUGAAAUAUGACAUUAACAUGAAUGGGUCUAAUCAGCUUUUCUGGUAAGAUUUAUGUUGGCUGCCCCCUUAAAGUCAGAGAAUCAAACUAUUAGUCGGAGACUCCUCAAUCGACUGAGAUUCUUCAAGUGGAGCAGUAGUUUUUCUCUCUUUUUUUGGUUUGUUUUUUUUGGUUGUUUGCAGUGUUACUCAGGGAUGUUUUGGUCCCCAGAUGUGGCGGCAGAGUGAGCGCUCCUUGCUUUUACACUGCUCUACGGUACACGCAUUUGCGAAUCCUACCAUAGAGAAGCAAUGACCUUACUCUGCCUAUGACUGGCUUACCCUGACAAUCUUACCCUAACCUUAACCAAUCCCACUCCUCUUGCCUAAGGCAAGGGUCAUUCCUUCACCAUCCUAGGAUUCACAAAUCUGCCUCCGAUACAGGCAGCUGUGGACCCACACCCAGGGUGAGUCUGAGUGAGGUGGAGGCAGCUGCCCUGAGGAAAAGAGCCUUUGCCUGGUCAGGAGAUAAUGUUAUCUUCUGCCUUCUGCUUAGAACUGGUAAAUUUACAGCUCACAGCAUCUUAAUACGAUACAAUCUCUGGCUUUUGUUUGAUAUCUAGUGUCAGCAAAAAAAAUAUUGUUGCACAUUUCCGAUUCAUUAGCUUGCAGGACUAACUUGGCUUGUUUACUAUAUUACGUGAGCGUAGAUGUCACCCUAAAUGCCCACCAGACAGUGUUCAAUCUCUCAAACUUUACAUGAAAAAACAGCAACAAAAAGUUGAACAUUCAUGUUGAAAGGCCAAAUCUGACUUAAAUGACAUAAUUCUGAGUUGGAUACAGUCCUAAGGCACAAACAGAAUGCCAAGACUGACUGACAUAGGACUCAAACCCCAGUCUCCUGUGUGGAAGUCCUGUGUUUGACUCGUUCAUCCACCACAUAUCACUCCCACCAUGGACUGUGUUGCUCUUUAUACUAGAUCACCUGACUUUGUGGCAGUGCCUUUAUGAGGUUUUAUAAUUUGCCACCUUCAUCUCCAAGAGAUAUAUACAAGAUUGGCUAGUAUUAGCUCUAAGUACGACCUCUUUGCCCUUACCCUAACUGUUUCCGACCUCGAUGCACCAACGUGAUGAGUACUAUCCAGUCACGAUCCACAAUAACGGUUGUAGGGAUGGGAGUAAAUAGCUGAAUAGCUGCUGUGUGAUUAAUUUCAACCGGGUGCUAAUGGACUCUUUGUCACAUUACAAAUUAGUAUUUGAUUUUUAAAAUCAGUUUUAAUAACGGUUUGGUUCUUUAUUGCAAUAAUGUGUUUCCUAUAAAUAUUCCAAGAAAAUUAA
Messenger RNA from Epinephelus fuscoguttatus (brown-marbled grouper), 2747 nucleotides. Its product is annotated as major histocompatibility complex class I-related gene protein-like. The record is from RefSeq and is a predicted model, not a curated record. The coding region runs from base 120 to 1178 and encodes 352 amino acids. Lineage: Eukaryota; Metazoa; Chordata; Actinopteri; Perciformes; Serranidae. Gene Ontology annotation, cellular component: external side of plasma membrane. The transcript is spliced from 7 exons. Gene Ontology annotation, biological process: immune response.